AUGCCUAAUGGAUUGGGAUUUGGAAGUCAACCUCUAAGUAGCAGAAUGACUCCUUAGUAGGAUUAUUAUCAAUAUAUUGGGAUAGACCAUUAAGAGCUUCUUGAAAAGUAUGGGAUUCCCUAGCUAAAUGAAAUUUAGCCGGACACUUGGAAGAAUAUACCUUUCCCCAUCGUAACUGCAAUUAAGUCUUUGGUUCGAUGUGAACUUCUAAAUUUCAAUAGAGUUACUGAAAACGAUAAAUCAGUUUAUGAACUCUAGUGUGAGAUAAACAACUAGUUGAAAUAACUAGAGAAGAUGAUCAAGAAAGUAGAAUAAAAUGGGAAUUAAGCAAGUGAGACUAUCAGAAAUCAGAUUUCAAACAACUUUAGUGGAGUAAAGAAUGAGCUUGAAUAAGCAGCAAACAGGACAGCAUUAAUGGUCAAAUAACUGCAUGAGGAAAUUAAGAAAUUUGACAGUGAAAACGAGUAAAAUGACGAUCAUUUGAAAAGUUGGGUAGCUCAGUAUUUUGAACUCAGGAAAUAAGAUCUAGUUUCUUAUAUAGAUGCAGGUGAUUUGAGACUUACCAAGUAAAUCAGAGACUUUGCAGAUAACGGAUUUAAAGAUUCUAAGGAUUUUGAUUAACUAUAAAAAAUGCUUACAAAUAAAUUUGGAACAUAUGAUAAGUAUGUUGAAGAAAUGAAAAACAAUACUGAUAAAAUGAUAUCUGAAUUUAACAUAAUCAAAGACAGUAUAGAUGCCUAAUUUGAGACUAGUUUACCGAAUAGGUUUAAAUAGCUUGGUGAUCGUUUUAAUAAAUUGUACGAGGCUGUGAAUUAAUUAGAGAAAGUAAAGUUUCCCGAGCUUGCCAAUUUAGUAAACGAAUUUAGUAUUGAGUACGAAAAGACUAGAAUCGAGACAAAGGUUAAGUAAGGCUUUAUAGAUGAUACACUAAAGCAAUUAAUGAAUGACUUGGAUAAACUGACCGCUAAAUUUGGUUACAUCUAGGAAGAUUUUGAGUUGAAAAGGAGAGAGUCCAUAGUAUAUACUCAAGACAAUAUUAAGCAACUCAAAGAUACAUACAACAGAUUACUUGAAAACUAAAAGAAUGAUGUGGCAGAUAAGGUGAGAAGUCUCAAUUUCCUUAUAGAUAAGGGAGGUAAGCGAAUGAAUCAAAACUAUGAAUAAUUAAAAGCUAAAAUUGAAGAACUUACAGGCUAGAAAUUUGAAUUACCAGCCUUGAGUGAACGUACACCUUAUAAUGACUCAAUAAUGGAGUAGAAGAGCAACAAAGAUAAUAGGGAUAGCAGAUUCAAGAGAUAGGAGCAAACAAGUUAAUUUGAAAAGGACCAAAAUUCAAGUAUUAGGAAUGACGAUUAUGAAAAUUUAGAAGAAAAUAAUUUGGAGGGCUAAGAAAAGCCAGAUAGGUAAAAUAGUGAAGAAGAAGAAGAUAAUCAAUGGAAAAAAGACUUUGAGAGAAAAUUAAGUAAAAGAGGCAGUAUGGAUGAUGCUAAAAGAGAAGAUAACAAGAUCAAAAUGCAACUUGACAAUUCUCAAGAGGAGAAGGACAAACUUGAAAACAUUGAUUAAGAAAAAAUUAAGGCAGGAGUCAAAUUUCAAGACACUGAGAACAAAUAUAAGACAAUGCCUACAUUCAAUUAAAGAAAGAUUUUAGGUGAUAAAUCGAAGACUUAGAAGAUUAAUGCAGUAGAUUAGCCGGUAGUAAAGGAUUAAUUGAUUUAUCAAAGAGUGGACAACAUCUAAAUCGUAGUGGCAGAGAUCCUCAAGACUCUUUAACUUACUGCAUAGCAAGUAAUGGCUGAAAAUACUUAGAAUCUAGAUCGAUUAGAAUUACUUAGUCAAAACUAUAAGGUUGAUGAGUAAAAAUCUAGGCAAUUAUUUGAUACAAUGAAGUACUAAUAAGAGAUCAAAGAAAAGACCUAAGCAAUUCAUUUGAAGCUUUCUAAUUUUGAUUCCUACUUUAAAAAACUUAUAAGUUACGAGAGAAAUAGAGAUGUUAGUCCUUAAGCUGGUGCUACUGACACUACUCCAAGAAGUAGCAAUAUAGCAGCUAGCAAUUUCGGUGGAGGUUUAAUGAGCAGUCCUUUUAAGGAACCGAAAUAAAGUGAAGAUAAUACUUCAAAAACUAUAGAUUUACCCACACCUGCCUCUAAAAAACAUCUAAAGGUGAAUAAAACGAAGCAGUAGAAUAAGAGUAUCUCUCCUAGAAAUUAGUAAUCAGAUUAGUCAAGAAACUAAAAUGAGUCUCUCACUACCAGAAAUUAGGAGGAAGUAAGUACAUUUGAAUUCAAUUAUGGAAAUGCUGAUCCUGUUAAAUCUACUGUGACGAUUAGAGCGCCAAGUCAGAUGAAGAUUGACAUUAAAAAGCGACAGAAAGUCUAAUUCAGAACAAUCAACAAUCAAAGCUAGGAUGCACCUAUAACAACAAGAAUAAGUGCAAAUGAUGUCUUAUCUAGUAUAUUAGAAGAUCAAUCUAGACAGAAUCUUGAUUCGAAAAUGACAAUCCAUAUGGACCCUAUUAUGACAUUUAAUAAGCAUUCAAGCAGGAACUUCAAUGAAAUGAUGGACGGCAAGAAAAAGAAGGCAAGCAGGACUUCAUCUUAAGAUUAAAACAGAUCGGAAUUGGAUAGAUUACCACCACUGAUUAAUCAUAUAGAUAUCACAAGGACUGAAAACCAACUGUUUCAAAAUUAGGAGUUGAAGGUAUAGAGAUUAUAGAAGACUCGUGAUUAGCAAUUAAGUGUCCAGAACAUCUCUCUUAUUCAGCCUAAGCCGCAGCCCUUAGAGGUAAAAUAUUAAGGGCUCACAGAUUUGAACAAGAAGAGUCCUAGGAGACAAAAAACUUACAUCGGGCUUUGA
Molecule: messenger RNA, 2856 nt
Organism: Stylonychia lemnae
Lineage: Eukaryota; Ciliophora; Spirotrichea; Sporadotrichida; Oxytrichidae
Source: the annotation of a GenBank genome assembly